This is a messenger RNA of Aspergillus lentulus, 228 nucleotides long. The record is from RefSeq and is a predicted model, not a curated record. NCBI's taxonomy places the organism in Eukaryota, Fungi, Ascomycota, Eurotiomycetes, Eurotiales, Aspergillaceae.
AUGCCAUCAAAACCAGUUGCAUCCCCUCCUCUUCAACCUAAGAAGGUGCACGGCACGACCCGCGAUGAUGAGCCAAUUGAUGACUAUGAGAAUGCCAUUCACUCGAAGCAGCAGGAAGAAGAGGGCUUGCAUCAAGCAUCAGAAGGCAAUGUCGCUGCAGCACGUCGUGUUGAUGCUCCAGGAGGACCACAUGAACAGCAUAUCGGGAACACAGGCUCUCGGAACUGA